Molecule: messenger RNA, 1263 nt
Organism: Cetraspora pellucida
Lineage: Eukaryota; Fungi; Glomeromycota; Glomeromycetes; Diversisporales; Gigasporaceae
Source: the annotation of a GenBank genome assembly
AUGUCUGAAGAAAUUUAUCAAUCAUAUACUCCUGAACAAGUAAUGGUGGUAACCUCUCCUCACUUUCAAUCGACGAUUUCCAAUACCGACAAUUCUUUUAUAACUAAUCCUGAAUUUCAAGACUUUACUAUUUAUUCACAAGAAACUACUUCUGAAAUUUUGAAGAAUGGUUUUUACCCAAACAUUCAUAAUGUUGUUCCUCAGGCUUUUGUUGUAGACGAUUGUACUAUUGUCGAUUCCACUUUUAAUAGUCCCCUUGAUCGUCACAUAGAAUCAUCACCAAUAUUAGAAAAUUCUGGUUACACCCAAUUGGACCAAUCGAUUUUGAUUAGAGCUUCGCCACACGGGAAUUCUAUAAACACUCCAUCUUUAAAUCUUCAUUCAAACAACGUCUUCACUCCUCAUUCAUCCCCUUAUACUAUUAAUACUCCUCUAAUAGAAGACAAUACUUAUACAGUUAAUACUCCUCUAAUAGAAAAUAAUAUUCUUUUAAAUUCUCCUAUACCUUAUAAUAUUGGAGUUUCUCAACAACAACUAUUUAACGAGACAAUUGGAACUCCGGUCUUCUCUGAGUUGGGUACUCAAGUUCUUGUUACGCCUGUUCCUACUCCUUAUUGGGACGAUCCUAGUUGCUCUAAUUUUUCGUCUCUAAACACUACUCCUUAUCUUGCUCCUCAAACUCCUGACACUCCUCUAAUUGAUCACCGUGUUAGUUUAAAGGAUUCGGUGUUAUUCGAUUUCAACGAUUUCAAUUCUAAACAAAUCGAAUUUUUUUCUCUAUUCCCUACACAUAAUAACCCUGUUUCAUUUUGUAACAUGGCUUCAAUUACUCCUGAUGCUGAAAAGAAGCCUGAUAUUUCUUCCGAAGCUGCUGUUGUACCUGGUACCCCAAGCAGUGGUUCCAUUUCUACUUCCGAAAAAUCUCCUUCAUUAGCUGUUCCUGAACAUAUUUCCGAAAUUGAACCACGUCCUUCUAACAUUGAUUCUAUUGACGUUAAUAAUAUUUCUGGAUCAAAAUCUCCAAAUCAUUCUAGUGAUUCCGCUCAUACUACUCCUGCAAAUACUCCACGUUUGGUUCCUAUCAGACCUCGUGAAUCUGGUGAACAUUCCGAACAAGUUCGUCGUAGUAAACGUCAAAGAAGAAGUCGUCAUAUUAAUGGGAUUCAUAAGGGCGAAAAGGUUCAUGAAUGUUCGGUGUGCCGAAAACCUUUCUCCCGUAAAGAUGCUUGGAAGAGACAUAAUGCCACUUGUGGGAAGAUGUAA